Andrographis paniculata is the source of this 681-nucleotide messenger RNA. Its product is annotated as bZIP transcription factor 53-like. Lineage: Eukaryota; Viridiplantae; Streptophyta; Magnoliopsida; Lamiales; Acanthaceae. The coding region runs from base 1 to 681 and encodes 226 amino acids. The record is from RefSeq and is a predicted model, not a curated record. Gene Ontology annotation, biological process: regulation of DNA-templated transcription. Gene Ontology annotation, molecular function: DNA-binding transcription factor activity. The transcript has 2 exons.
AUGCAAGAAAUGAAUCAGUUUACUCAUGAAAAUUUCCCAUCCUUCCCGGCCUACUCAGUCUCGAUGCAAAACAGCUUCCCUGAAACGCCGUUCAGCAGAUCAUACACAGCCAGUCUGCCAUACUACCACACAUCUCUAACAGUCCUCAACGAACAAACCCUCAAUCCUACGUGCAUCAGCAGUAACUCAGCCACUUCUGAUGAAGCAGAGGAUCACCAAAUCAAGAUCAUCGAUGAAAGAAGACAAAGGAGAAUGAUAUCAAACAGGGAAUCUGCUAGACGAUCAAGGAUGCGUAAACAGAGGCAUCUAGAUGAGCUUUGGUCCAUGGUUCUUCGAUUAAGGACAGAGAACCAUAAUCUCUUGAACAAAGUGAAUGACUUAUCUGCAAGCCAUGACAGAGUUGUUCAAGAGAAUUCUAAGCUUAGGGCUGAGGCUUUGGAUCUUCACCAAAUGCUUAGGGAUCUACAAGCCCAUAGGUGUGAACAAGGUCCAGGCCCAAUUACAGUCCUCUAUCCUCCCCCACGCGAUAUGGUUGGACCGCUGCAGAAAUGCGGGCAGCAGCGUCAGGCGCCUGGAUUAGGUGUCCGCGUUCCCAAGAAGAUGAUGAGGAUGAUGACGACGAUAAGGCAUCCACAGAACGGCGUAUAUCAAUGGCUGCAGAGUACCCCUACCGAUGCGUAA